UACAGUUUAUUACACCUUCACCACCCCGGAUUGCAGACAACCUCCUUUUAUUGUGAAAGAUCUCAUUAUUAACCAGGCAGCAGAUAACUAAAUUUAGCAUACAUUCCUUUUCUUACAAUGACUUAAAACUAAGAAGAGUAAAGAAGUGAUUACCAUUAUAGUCGACUAGAAGAAACAAAUAAAAUCGGUAACUAAUACAGAAUCCAAGUUCUACCACUUUACAAGUUACGGAAAAACCGACCACAAACCACAAAAGAGGACAACAAGGUCAACUUUGACGAUGCUUAAUGUAUGCACUGAAGGAACUUGAAGAUAAAAGCGCAGCCGGCUCAGUUGCCACAUUUCAACUGUAUAGUCAUCUUCUUGCUGUGUUACAACUUUUACGCGCUGUUGUCCUGCAUCAUGACUCAAAGAUCUUGUGCUGUAUAUGGAGUUGGGAUUGUCUGCGCUCAUCUGCUGUUCAUCGGGAUUGGUUUAUUUGUGGCUCAAGUAUUUCAAACUGUAAUACAUAACCGGUUAAAAAAGGAGUUAACUCUGACAGAGGGCAGCCGUGUGUUUGAAACAUGGAAGAACCCUCCUCCUCCCAUCUUCAUGCAGUACUUCUUUUUUAACGUCACCAACCCAGACGAGUUCCUGGCUGGAGCCAAGCCUUUUGUCUCUCAGGUUGGCCCUUACACAUACAGGGAGUACAGGCCCAAGGAGAACGUGACCUUUUUAGAGAAUGGGACAAGGGUCGCUGCCUACCAAUGCAAGACCUUUGUGUUUCUGCCAGAGAGGUCAGUGGGUGAUCCUGACAUAGACAUGAUCACAACCAUCAACAUCCCAGCUGUGGCUGUGAUGAACAAGGUAAAGGAUAGCUUCUGGAAGAGUUCUUUGGUGUCUAUCUGGAUGAACUCCCUGCAUGUGGGCAUGUUCAUGACGCACUCCGUCAAUGAGCUUUUGUGGGGCUUCAAGGACCCUCUGCUCUCCCGCAUACACACCAUGAACCCUGAGAUCGACGAGUACUUUGGCCUCAUGUAUAAGAAAAAUGGAAGCAAUGAUGGUGAAGUUGUUUACCAUACCGGGGAGGCUGACUCCAUGGACUAUGGCAAGAUAGCCAGAUUUAAAGGAGAAAGCAAACUGAGUCUGUGGACAUCUGAGCAGAGUAACAUGAUCAACGGUACAGAUGGCAGUGCCUUCCCCCUGCUGUCCAAGAAGGAGAGACUGUACAUCUUCAGUCCUGACCUGUGCAGGUCCAUCUUCAUGGAGUUUGAGAAGGAUGUGGAGGUGAAGGGACUCCCAGCAUAUCGUUUCACCCCUCCUCGUGACGUGCUGGCCAGCAAGGAGGAGAACCCAGCCAACGAAGGCUUCUGUGUCUCCCCAAAAGAGUGCCUGGGUAGUGGAGUACUCAAAGUCAGCGUGUGUAAAAAAGGUGCUCCAGUGGUUGUGUCUUUCCCACAUUUCUACCUGGGCGAAGAAAAGUAUACUAACGCCAUUGAAGGACUGAGUCCUGUGAGAGAGCACCACCAGACCUACCUGGACCUGAACCCGACCACUGGUGUUCCUAUCCGUGCCAGUAAGAAGGCUCAGAUCAAUAUCCUCAUCAACAGAAUCUCUGGCUUCCCGAAAACUAAAUCCCUGAAUGAGACUAUCUUCCCUGUCAUGUUUAUCAAUGAGACGGUAGUGAUAGACGACACGUCGGCUGCGAAGCUCCAAAAGCUGUUGCUGAUGGUGACGUUGGUGUCCAACUUCCCUCUCAUCAUUGUUGGUCUGGGGGUCUUGCUGCUGCUGGUGUUCAUCUGCCUCAUCGUCUGUGAACGCAAACUGAAGAUGACAACAAAGGAGGACACAUCUUAUUCUCCUGUGAGCAACAAGGAGGGUGACGAAAAAAAUGUCAGCACCUACAUUGGCAUGACUCCAAUUAUUGAAAAGUCUUGAGGAGGGAAUGGUACAUUUUUGUUGUUGUUGAGAUUCACAGAUCUACUGUGUAUGAGUUGCUGUUCAGAGUUGAAUUAUUGCCUUUCUGUGCCUCAAAGUUAUAGUCUUGAUCAAUGUGACACAAGUUACACUUAUUGUGAUAUCUCCCCAUUUGUUUGUUUGUUUGGAUCUCGUUUAACCCACAAUGGAGGCUAUUCUUCCAAGAGUUCCUGUAAUAUUGGUUGAUAAUACACGUGACCCUUUGACCUGCUGUUUCAGACAUUCUCUAAAAGUUACUGUUUGAUACCUGUUAUUCACUUUUAAUCUCCUUGUAAUAUAAUGUAAAUAAAAAUUCAAUAUCCUGUAACAAAAAUAUGCAUCCUUCCUUCUGCCCCUGAUUGAAUGGAUGAAAACAGUAUGGUGGAGGGCAAAGUAAAGCCAUCGCUAUAUUGCAUGAUUAGAGAUGGCAAGGGAAGGGAACAUGUUUUUUGAAUCCAGCUGAUCACUAUGGUCCAGUUUCCCAGACACAGAUCAAGCCUAGUCCUUCUCAAUGGAUAAUCUCCAUCGAAACAGCUUUUUAGUCCAGGACCUGGCUUAAUCUUUGUCUGGGAAACCAGCCCUACUCCAUGUGUGUCCUAAAGGUGUAUGUAUACUCAUUUAGGUACUAUGCUAGGAUCUAUGCCCUUGUGCAUCAUGGGAUGGAUUCAAAUGUAGUAUAAUUCUCUACCCAUGAGUGUCAAAGAAGGUCAAGGAAGUGGUAAAAUGCUCUAUUUAGCAACGAAGGCUAAACAAUUCAUGCAAUGAGGAUGUCCUUUUUAUGAAUU
Oncorhynchus tshawytscha (Chinook salmon) is the source of this 2720-nucleotide messenger RNA. Its product is annotated as lysosome membrane protein 2. Gene Ontology annotation, cellular component: lysosome; cytoplasm; membrane. Lineage: Eukaryota; Metazoa; Chordata; Actinopteri; Salmoniformes; Salmonidae. The record is from RefSeq and is a predicted model, not a curated record. Gene Ontology annotation, biological process: protein targeting to lysosome; receptor-mediated endocytosis. Gene Ontology annotation, molecular function: scavenger receptor activity.